AUGUCGGCCGGCUCGUCAAACAGGGCGGCGACAGCCGUUCAUGGCUCGUCGCGCUCCGCCUACCGUCUGCCCACGCUGUCAUCCGAAGCCAACAAGAACGUGCUCUCGCUCCUGCGUCUCAUCAUCAUCUUCCUGAUCGCCGGUGCCGCCGUCUCGUCGCGUCUCUUCGCCGUGGUCCGCCACGAGAGCAUCAUCCACGAGUUCGACCCCUGGUUCAAUUUUAGGGCCACCAAGGUGCUCACCACCGACGGCUUCUACCGCUUCUGGAACUGGUUCGAUGCCACCGCCUGGUAUCCGCUCGGCCGUGCUGCCGGCGGAACCGCCUAUCCCGGUCUCAUGGUCACCUCCGGAGCCAUCUACAAUCUCUUUCACUCGCUCAACAUCCCCGUCGACAUCCGAAACAUCUGCGUGCUGCUCGCACCCGCCUUCUCCGGUUUGACCGCGUGGGCCACUUACAUGUUCACCGCAGCCAUGAAGGACGAUGCAGCCGGUCUGCUCGCCGCCGCAUUCAUCGGUAUCGCGCCCGGAUACAUCUCGCGUUCGGUCGCCGGAUCGUACGAUAACGAGGCCAUCGCCAUCUUCCUGCUCAUGAUGACCUUCUACCUGUGGAUUAAGGCGCUCAAGGACGGCUCCGCACUCUGGGGCGUGGCUACGGCGCUCUUUUACUUUUACAUGGUGGCCGCCUGGGGUGGCUACGUGUUCAUCACCAAUAUGAUCCCGCUGCACGUGCUCGUGCUCCUCCUCAUGGGCAGGUUCAGCUCGCGCCUCUACGUGUCCUACUCGAGCUUCUACGCGCUCGGCACCCUUGCUUCAAUGCAGGUGCCCUUUGUCGGUUUCCAGCCCGUGCGCACCAGCGAGCACAUGGCUGCACUCGGCGUCUUUGGUCUGCUCCAGCUCGUCGCCUUUGUCGACCUCGUCCGAUCCCACGUGCCCGGCAAGCAGUUCAGGCUGUUGCUCGUCGGCUUUGUCAUCGUGGUCGCCACGCUCGCCUUUGGUGCACUGGUGGCACUGACCUAUGCCGGCUACGUCGCACCUUGGACCGGCCGCUUCUAUUCGCUCUGGGACACGGCCUACGCCAAGAAGCACAUCCCCAUCAUCGCAUCGGUCUCGGAACACCAGCCUCCCGCAUGGCCCGCGUUCUUCUUUGACCUCGAGAUGCUCAUCUUCCUCUUCCCGGUCGGCGUCUUUUUGCUCUUCAAGGAGCUGCGCGACGAGCACGUUUUUGUCAUCAUCUACGCCGUCAUGGCGAGCUACUUCGCCGGCGUCAUGGUGCGUCUCAUGCUCACGCUCACGCCCGUGGUCUGCGUCAGCGCUGCCAUCGCCAUGAGCACGCUGCUCCAGACCUACCUCGACCCCAAGGAGCCCACCCCCAUCGACGCUGCCAACGAGCCCGACUCGGACAGCAACGACGAGCCGGUUGCCAAGGCGACACGAUCGGCCAAGAAGGCCGCGGCCAGCGUGACCGCGAGCGUGAGUGCGGCGGUCGAGGGAUCGGACUUGGAUGCGUCGCGCCCCGCAUCGCCGCAGUUCGGCGCAUCCUCGUACGUCAGCUCUAAGUUCGGCGUGUUUGGGCUGGACUCGCGCUUCUUUGUGACGAUCUACUCGCUGCUGUUGCUGCUGGUGUUUGUGCUGCACUGUACGUUUGUAACGUCGACGGCCUACUCUUCGCCGUCGGUGGUGCUGGCCUCGCGCAAUGCCGACGGCUCGCAGCACAUCAUCGACGACUUCCGCGAGGCGUACUACUGGCUGCGCCAGAACACCCCCUCGGAUGCCAAGGUGAUGUCGUGGUGGGACUAUGGCUACCAGAUUUCGGGCAUGGCGGAUCGUCCGACGCUGGUGGACAACAACACGUGGAACAACACGCACAUUGCCACGGUGGGCAAGGCCAUGUGUUCGCCCGAGGAAAAAUCGUACCCGAUCCUGCAGAAGCACGACGUCGACUACGUCCUCAUCAUCUUUGGUGGUCUGCUGGGCUUUUCGGGUGACGAUAUCAACAAGUACCUCUGGAUGAUCCGGAUCGCACAGGGCGUUUGGCCCGACGAAGUGCGCGAGGCCGACUUCUUCACCCCCCAGGGUCAGUACAAGAUCGACGAUGGCGCGACAAAGACGAUGCGCGAGAGUCUCAUGUACAAGAUGAGCUACUAUCGCUUCAACGAUCUGUUUGGCGGUAGGCCGGGGAUGGAUAGGGUGAGGCAGAGUCCUGGACCCACCAAGAGCCCCGAGUUGGACUACCUCGACGAGGCGUUUACGUCGGAGAACUGGAUCGUGCGCAUCUAUCAGGUGAAGAAACCGGAUGCGCUCGGUCGAGACCUACCCAGCGCGAAAGGGUUCGAUGCGGGUAAGCGUCGCAAGCGCGCGUUUGCCCUGCCUGCCUCCGCCUCGGCUUCCGCGGGUACAGAGCAAAAGACAAGAAGGAAGAACAAGUAA
This is a messenger RNA of Moesziomyces antarcticus, 2427 nucleotides long. RefSeq names its product oligosaccharyl transferase STT3 subunit. The transcript has a single exon. Gene Ontology annotation, biological process: post-translational protein modification. Gene Ontology annotation, cellular component: membrane. The coding region runs from base 1 to 2427 and encodes 808 amino acids. Gene Ontology annotation, molecular function: dolichyl-diphosphooligosaccharide-protein glycotransferase activity. NCBI's taxonomy places the organism in Eukaryota, Fungi, Basidiomycota, Ustilaginomycetes, Ustilaginales, Ustilaginaceae. The record is from RefSeq and is a predicted model, not a curated record.